AAAAGAUUUUGGAAUCCUUUACUUCUGUUCUCAACUCCAUAAAACGGGACCUUGUGAAGACCACCAACAGCAAGUAUAUACAUAGAGCAAACAAAGAUAAAAACCAGCAAACCUCCUUUCCGUAACAAGCCACCACAACCGAGAAUGGCCGUACCCAAGUUCUCCCUCAGUCGCCUCAUGCAGUCCGGCCUCCGGUUCUCCACCCCUCCUCGAUCGGCCGCUCCUCCGGCAAGCUUCCGUACGUUCUUCGGGACGUUUAGCGACGGCAAGCCCAUCAUAUGGAAACCCACUACUGAAGGCUACCAUCUCAAGGUGAUUUUAGGGCCUCUUUCUGAUGAUGAAGUCGACGUUAAAAUCAAGGGAUCACAGCUCAUUGCUCAAGGCAAAAAGGAGGAGAGCAUCCCAGGCAGCUGCAUUGCUUCAAUCAUGAGGUUCAAUGUGGAUCUGCCCAUGGAUGCCAUCGAGCCCGACGAGUUCACGGCCAAGAUGGAUGGCUGGUUUCUGAACGUCUUCUUCCCGAGAAAGAAGGCGAAGAUGUCUGCAAUAUAUGACAACUGGGAGAGGCUUGUUGAUGCUGUUCUGAAGAAACAACAGCUAUGGCAGCUUUUUCACGAUCAUUCGAGGAGCCCCAGCGUCCUCUCCGAAGCUUCGGAUUUUAGCUCUAGCUUCAACUCUAGGCUCUCACUCGAUGCCCUUGACCUCGCGAGACUUGAAAGUUUAUCGACGUACCAGAGGACUCCGAAGCUGGUUUUCGUUUCGGAUUUCAGUCACUCCAUCAAUUUCGAGCAUGUACAGCUGGCCUCUUCUGAGUGUCUCGGCAGGGGAACCUUCGGGAGCGUUUAUGUUGCUACAAUGGACAACGGGGUAGGAAUCGUGGUCAAGAGACUCUACCCGAGUGUUUCACAAAAGGAGUUCAGUCGCCAGAUGGCGAUUAUUGGAGGCGUUAGGCACGCGAACGUGGUUUCAUUGCGAGCUUACUACUCUUCGGAAGAUGAAAGGCUCAUGCUUUAUGAUUAUUACCGUUGGGGGAGCGUGUAUUCACUCUUACAUGGAAGAAAUGGUGAACCUCGUGCUAACGUGGACUGGGAAAGCAGGCUAAGAAUCGCGAUUGGUGCAGCCAGGGGUAUUACUGAAAUACAUAAACAUAAUGGCGGGAAGCUUUUCCAUGGAAACAUAAAAUCGUCAAAUGUUUUUCGUAAUCCUGACCAGUUUGGUUGCGUAUCCGAUCUCGGUCCAACAAGCUUGAUACAGACAGUAUUCAUGCCAACUGCAUAUUACUGUGCCCCUGAAGUAAAGAGUUCCGAGAAUGUGUCCCAAGCAUCAGAUGUAUAUAGCUUCGGGAUUUUGUUACUUGAACUUCUCACUAGAAAGCCCAGCGUUCAUGUUCCUGGUGGUCCCGAGGCUGUUGACCUAGUCAAAAUGGUUGCUUCCAUAAGGAACAGGAUUAGGGCUGCUAAUGUAUUUGAUGCAGAUCUGUUGAAGCAACCUACCAUAAAAGAGCAGAUGGUUAAAGCAUUGCAGAUAGGAAUGAAAUGCGUCGAAAAGUCGAUAAAGAAGAGACCUAGGAUGUCUGAAGUAGUGAAGAUGUUAGAGGAAAUUAGUUCCUUGAACCCCAUAAGUGGUGCUCCCGUGGAAAGAAAACUUGUGUUCUUUGAGGAUCCUAACCCCGCAUUUGAUCUUGAAGAUAUGCUUAGGGCUUCUUCUGACGUGCUUGGGAAAGGAACAUUUGGAACUUGUUACAUGGCAAGAUUAGAAACUGGUAACACAAUUGUUGUUAAGAGAUUGAAGGACGUUGUUGAUUCGUUUAGUUUUUUUCAGCAACAUAUGGAUAUGAUUGGAAGAAUCGGGCACAAAAAUGUUGCUGAAGUGAGGGCCUACUACUAUUUUGAAAGGCUCUUGGUUUAUGAUCACUAUGCUCAAAAGAGUUUAUCUGUUGCGCUGCAUGGGAAACUAGGAACUGAUAAGACACCUCUAGACUGGGAGAGCCGCAUGAAAAUUGCAGUGGAUGCAGCCAGGGGUAUCGCUCAUAUCCAUAGUAAAGAUGGCCGGAAGCUCGUUCAUGGAAACAUUAAAUCUUCAAACAUCUUCCUUAAUGGACAAAAACAUGGCAUUGUAUCCGAUGUUGGUCUGGCAAAGCUGGUAAGUCCCGUCAGAAGAUCAGCUAUGCCAACUCCAGGCUAUUGCGCCCCCGAACUUAGAGACACUGGAAAUGUGUCCCAAUCUUCUGAUGUCUACAGCUUUGGAGUUCUUUUGCUUGAACUUCUCACCGGAAAAAAAACAUCUCAAAUCAGUUUAGAUGAAUCCAAGACCUUCUCACUGGUUGACUGGGUUAUAUCUGUUGUUCGUGAAGAAUGGAUUGCUGAAGUGUUUGAUUUAGAGCUUAAGAGGCAUGAAAAUGACGAGGAGUCAAUGGUACAGACUUUACAAAUAGCAUUGGAAUGUGCUAGCAGUGUCCCUGAACGGAGGCCUAGGAUGUCUGAAGUAGUGAAGAUGUUAGAGGGAAUUAGUGGCAUGGAGCCAUUAUAUGAAUCUGGCUCGGGAGUUCAUCGACUUAUGGAAGAGCUACAAAGCUGGUUAAUCGGUUCAGAUUUCAGUCCUCCUAUGGACUUGGAAAAUGUCAACCUAGCUUCUGCUGAAUUGCUCAACAGGGGAAAUUUGGGGGCCACAUAUGCAGUUACAAUGGAUAAUCGAGUGAAAAUUGUGGUGCAGAAACUUAAGCCGAUGGAUAUUUCUGAGGAUGAAUUCAAGUGCCGCAUUGAUAUUAAUAUUAUAAGUAACGUGAGGCACGAGAAUGUGGCUGGAUUUCCUUCGUUUGUUUUGGAGUUAAUUAAUAUAUACAUAUAUAAA
Molecule: messenger RNA, 2847 nt
Organism: Striga asiatica
Lineage: Eukaryota; Viridiplantae; Streptophyta; Magnoliopsida; Lamiales; Orobanchaceae
Source: the annotation of a GenBank genome assembly